This is a messenger RNA of Chaetomium globosum CBS 148.51, 1125 nucleotides long. RefSeq lists its product as uncharacterized. NCBI's taxonomy places the organism in Eukaryota, Fungi, Ascomycota, Sordariomycetes, Sordariales, Chaetomiaceae. The transcript is spliced from 3 exons. The coding region runs from base 1 to 1125 and encodes 374 amino acids. The record is from RefSeq and is a predicted model, not a curated record.
AUGGCACCAACACUUUUACACUUGCUCCUCGCCGCCCUAGCCGCUACCACCUCCGCCCUCACCACCCCCCUCCCACGCAUCCAAGUAACCCUCACCCCCGAAUUCUCCGCCCCUAACACCACCACCACCACCACCACCACCAUCACCGCCCUCGACAUCACCCUCCACCUCUCCCACCUCCCCCAACCCAACACCACAUCCCGACCCCCUCCAUCCCACUACCCCCUCCUCCAACUCGACCUCAACCACGGCCUAACCCCCACGCAACAAUACAACGACACCUCCCUCUCCGCCUCCGACACCCUCGGCCCCCUGCCCCUCACGCACACUGACAGCAACGCCACCGACGCCCAACGCACCUGGUUCGCCUCGCGCAACCCGCACGGCCCGGUGCUCGUGCAGUUCCGCGCCGUGCCGCGCGUGUGGGUGGUGCCGGAGGGGGUGAGGGUGGCGAGUUCGUUGGGGGAUCGGGUGAGGGAGACGGUGGUGGGUGUGCCGGGGCGGAUGCUGGCGAAGGCGUAUUUUGCGGUGGGGGCGUUGCGGCGGUGGCCCGGGUGGGAGGUGGAGGUGGGGGAGGGGGAGAGGGAAUUUUAUGUGUAUUGGUUGGGGGAGCUGCCGUAUGAUAGUGAGAGGAUGGCGGGGAUUGCGAAGGAUAUGCAUGGUGCGAUUGCGUCGUUCUUUGGGGACGUGGACACGCCAUUCCGUAUCCACGAGUAUGCGUUAAUGUCGCCCGCGCGGCAGUAUGACAUGUGGUACCGCGAGGGCGUGGCGCAGUUCUAUGCCGUCGUGGCCCCGUUCGCGGCCGGUGCUGUUGACAAGAGCUACCUGAUCCGGUGGCUCAACAACAAUGCCCAGAGCUAUUACACUAGUGGAAUGGCUGGCAAGACGUGGCAGUCCAUUAUCGACAACUACUGGACCAGCACCCAAAACGUCAAGGCCCCGUACGGCACCGGCUUUGUGUAUCUCGCCCAGGUGCAAGGCUUGAUCGCGAAAGCAACCAAUGGCACCAAGGACCUCGACGACCUGACGUUGGAGCUCUAUCGGCGGUUCGUCGCACACGAAAAGGUGCAGACAGACGAGUUUCUUGAGGUACUAAGCGGGCUAGUUGGGAGUGAAGCCGUCUGA